UUCACACAGUACCUAAAAUGUCAAAGAAUAAACGCAGCUAUAAAAAACUUGGCUCACCGCCAAGUCAAAAUUCCAAAAAAAUAAAGCUUUCGCCUUCGAAUCACGCACCAACUUGCGACGAUUCCACUUGCACAGGCUGCGAUGUGAGUGAAAUAGAAAUUGUUUUCACUACCGAAGACGGCCAAGGAGAAAUUGAACUUUCCCCAGUUAAACUUCUUCAUUUGGCUUUAGAAGAGUCCUCUAAAGAAUCGUCACAAGAACACGGUGGUGGUGUCGCUAAACGUUUAUUUGACAUGGCGCUUGAGGGGUUUGACAAGCUGUUAAAAAAAGAGGAAAAAGAAUUUGAGUCAAAGGAGGAAACUGUAAAAGACAAGGAAAAAGAAGAAGAAACGCGCCCAAAAGUUGCUACUAAGCAAACAAGAUGUCAAUAUGCAACAUGCUGUGUUGCUUUUGGCAUUUAUUUGCCAUUUGUCGAGUAUAUACGUAAGGGGGUGGAAAUAUUUAAGCAAAUAACCGCUGAAGACGUGUGCUAUUAUGAUGCUUGGAUAGGAUUAGGGAGAGCACGAAUUUCCUUGGCGAAAAUUGAAAGAGAGAUGACUCAACAAAGUGAUUUAUCUGAGGAGGAGGAAGAAGAGAAGGAGGAGAAAGAAUCAUCUAUAACAGAGCAGAAUUCUUAUAACUUAGCAACAGAUGCACUUGAUAAAGGUCUUUCUAUCCUUAGAUCUAAAGAUAAGGAUAAAUACAUGACCGAAUCAAUUCUUGUAGCUAAAGAUCUUAAAGAAUAUGCAUUAUCAAUUAAUCAUUCAAAGUUUAACGAUUAUACGCAAAAAAUAUUGAGUCAGGCAAUAAAUUAUCUUCAGACUUGUUAUGAAUUGGAUAGUAAAAAAUUAGAUCAAAAUAAUUUCGCACAAGGAAUUUGGGGAAGUUGUUUAUAUUAUCUUGCCAAAUUAAAAACAAACCAAGAUAGUAAUGACUACAUAAGAGAAUUUAAGUUGCUUCUCAAUAGUGCGAUAGAAAAGUUAUUGAAAGCCUAUAACGACUCUCUUGAAAAGGAUAGAUUCACAGAAAUUCUUGGACAAGCAUAUAUAUUGAAGACUACUAUCGAAAGUGACGAAGAACAAAUUAUAGAAGCGUAUGAUAAAGGUCUUGAAUGUUUGAAAGAAGCCUAUAAGCUUUUUCCAGAUAAUGAAAAUUUGAGAGAUCAAUUAGUAACACUUGAUGUCUUUGAUAGCAACAGCGGUAAUGAGGAUUUAGAGGAGGAUGAGGAAGAUGAGGAGGAGGAGGAAUGAAAAAUUUAUUUAUGUAAAUGUUCUUUUUGACUAAUAAAAUUAAUAAAAUGAAUAGUGAACAAAAGAUUUAUAACGGUUAAUGCUCAAAGUAAUUUUUACGAAUUAAAUAACUUUAUUGAUCCAAAAUACACCAAUUGAAUGUUUAUAGGUAUGCCGCCCUAUUCAAAAAAAAAAAAAAAAAA
Molecule: messenger RNA, 1471 nt
Organism: Rhizophagus irregularis DAOM 181602=DAOM 197198
Lineage: Eukaryota; Fungi; Glomeromycota; Glomeromycetes; Glomerales; Glomeraceae
Molecular function (GO): protein binding
Source: RefSeq, a predicted model, not a curated record